CAAGGAACUACCCCAGUAGAAGGAAGAAAAAGGGAAAUGUUAAUUUGGAAAAUACAGCUGGAAGAGAUAAAAUGUCAUGAAGGAAAUGGAUUCUGAAUCCUUGGAUGCUUGUAUUCAAAGUACUCUUUCAGCACUCUAUCCACCUUUUGAGGCAACAGCAUCCACAGUCCUCUGUCAGGUUUUUGAUGUAGUGGAGAAAACGUAUCGUGGUGACGGAUUGUGCUACUUCAUUGAUUUCCUUGUGCCUGCUAGGCACAUUCUGCAAUGCAUUCAACAAGAUGCUUGUUUUCAAUAUUGUGGAUUUCUAUUUCGUUAUGAAGGUUGGCCUUUAUGCAUCUGUGAAAAAAUUGUGAUACAACUCUCUGCACUUGAUUGGCGAACUUUGCAACCUGGUGAUUUCUACCUUCAAGUGGUUCCACACCUGAAGAGAACACCACGUAUUGUAUUAAAAUGCCUUGCAACAGAUGGGUACAACAUAGAGGAAGUAAUUAUUCCAGAGGUCACUUAUACUUCUAUCUUCACUAUGGAAUGGUUGGACAAUAUUAACAAGGAACGGAUGGGAACAGCUUUGCAAAAUUGCCUUUUGUCUGCUGACACCAGUAUCUUGAGAGUACCUUGGGAAGAGGUAGUGAAUCCAGAAUUUGUUGAUAAACCAAAAAUGAUGGAAAGUAUGUCAUCAAGAAAAUGCAUUAUGGAUCAGGAAGUUGUUUGUAACAAUCCCAACAAUGUACUAUUGAAUGAUUCUAGUGCAGAAUCAGGAAGCCAUUCUGAAACACCUCAAAAUCGAAGCUCAAAAGAAAAAGAAUUGAAAACACAUCACAUGCAUCCUAGAAUGGUGUUGCAUAAUUCCCUAAGUAGUAUUGCAGAUUGUUUAGAUGUUUCUGUUAGUUCUGCAGCAAUUUCUCCUCAUGAAUUUGAGGGGGAGUAUGUGGAACUUAGUCACAUUUCAUUAAGUGAAAGUGAUUUAUUUUCACAAACAAGUGGUUCAGACUUAAGAUUACAACAUAUAUUGAAAGCUGACAGGUCAUUAGGAGAAAUCCCUGUGGAUGCCUUGAGUAGUGGUACUUGUUCUAAAGAAUCAAACUGUCCAGAUUCCAUGGUGGCAUCUUUAAACUCUCAGUCUAAUCUAGGCACAGCGAUGAACCCGUUUGACUUGCAUGUUAGAAACAAUGAGGAAAUUCUUGAAUAUAAAUCACUUGCAGAUACUAUGGCAAACAAAAUGCCAUUUCAUAAGACUUGCACUAGUUGUGAAAAUAAAGAGCCUUGUGUGUUUACAAAAGUAGAGCUGUCUUCACCAGUGGAAACUGACCUUCAGCCAGAAGGAAUUCAACAGGAGUUCAAGCCUUGCUGUGGAGACAUGCAUAUGUUAAUUAAACAGACCACAAAUACCACAAAAAACAAUUUAAGCAGUGGUGGUUUGCAACCAGUGGUUUGCAACCACACACAGACUUCCACUCAAGAUUCACAACAUCAAAAAUGUCAAAGUUCUUCAGGUGAUUCAUUGCCCGUGCCACACACUAAACACAAAAUUGAUGUGAAAGAACACAAAGAAAUUGCAGAAAAGAAAUUGCAGAAAACUAACCAGAGUCUGCUUGAGGCAGAUGCAAUGGAAAAGAUGCAUGGUAAACACACACAAGUUCCAGAGCAAAACAGCACAUCAAUGGUCUUGAUAAUUUCUGAUAAAGAGUUUUUCAGUCAAGCGACUAACUGUAAUUUAGCCAACACUGUUGAAUUUGUAAAUAUUCCUGUUGAGGCAUCUCCUAAAAGCUUAGAACAAGAAAAGACAACAAACCAGCUGUCAAAAUGUAUUGAGAAUGCACAAUUUAAUGGUCAGAAUCUUAAUCAAACUGUACAGUUUCUUAAAAAUGUAACUCAACCAGUAGCAGAUGUGCAAUUGGAUGGGUAUAAAAUCUCUUCAGUGCACUCUUUAGAUUCUGAAGACACUACUGAUUCUAAUUUAUAUGAGACUCUUGCACUUGCUGACAAUUCAGAUCCUCCAUUGAAGGACAGCAGAAGGCAAUUAGUACUUAAGUCUUCUCAAAAGAUUGAAGGACAUGUAGAUUGUGUCAUUCUCCAACUGGCUGUCUCAGGUACUACAGAAUUAAUAAAUGAAGAAAUGCAACCUGCAACAAGUGCUGAUCAUUUACAAUCUUAUUUAACAACACAGUCUGAGUAUUGCAGAAAGCAUGGUUUUGAAUAUAUAACACGUUUGGAGAAAGAUCAUGUAUGUUGGACAGACAAAAAUAUGCAAUUGAAUGAGUGUUUUGUUAGUAAAGAAAGUACUAGUCAGCACUAUCAAGUCAACGCAUUACAUCAGACGUCUGCACAUGUGGAUAAUACAAUUGCAGAUCAAAUGCAGAGUGAAUUCAAUAAGCAAAAACAAACUGAAACUAAUGAUCUGAACAUCACAGAAAGUUGCAAUCUAAUACCUAAAGAAGUAAAUCCACUACAAGGCAGUGGAAAUCCAUUCUUACAAGACAUGUCCAAUGAGAAUGUAGAGCUAGGGAAUGGCGAAUUUAAUAUUAAAAAGGAAGACAAGCACCCGGAUUAUUCUACUGUUGAAGAGUACUGGUCAAAUAUAGUAAUGACAGAAUCUAAUACUGCCUACUCAACUACAGUUGAGAGUGAAAAACUUGAAACUCCUUGUGCACUUAUAGAUGGAAAUGAAAACAUGUCCUUUGCCAAUAAUACAUCUGGGCAAGAUUCAAAGGAAUACAAAAAUCAAUCAGAAACACAAGAUAGAGAAGAUUUAAUUGACGUAAUUGCUGAAAAGCAAGAAGGAUGCCUUGCUGACAAAAAUCGUCUAGAAGGAUUUGAUUCAAAAACAAAUGAUAACGUGAACACAGACAAAAGAAGUUUUGAUGAAGAAGCUUUCAACCUAUCAGAUGAACUUUCAACAACCUCAGAGAUUGCGCAGUGCAUUGAGAGCAGGCAAGAAUUGGCGUCAGUCAAACAUUGUGAGACCUCAUCUUCCUUACCGCUCAAACCCAAUCUACCAACACUGUCCCAAGAAAUCAACUUUGAUGUUCUCAAUUCAGGGGUAGCAUGUUUGACUGGAGCCAGAGAUAAGUCUGGUCGUGCAGUUGUCAUAAUAACAACAAGAAACACAAUCUGGCUAAACCCAAAUUGCAACGUCCCUGAACUUGUGCGGCUCCUUAUCUACUUUUAUAGUAUUCCCAGACAAGAUAUCCAGAGUGCCGGACUAACUAUUUUGGUGGAUGCCCGGCGUUGCUCUCCUGUACCAGCAUUGUUUAAGGCUUUCAAUACUCUUCAGGCAAAAAUUCCAAAUGCUAUCCAUGCUGUUUUGCUGCUUGCUGAAAGAGAACUUACAUUCAGAUUUGAGAAACCAUCUUCAAUGCAGUUUGAACUUCUAACCUCAUUGAAGUCACUACAUAAACAUGUGGAAAGCCAUCAGCUGCCACCAGAAUUUGAUGGAACUCUCCCCUACAGUCAUAGUAACUGGAUGUGCUUUCGUAUGAAACAAGAACAGCUUAUACAGGGAUGUAAAGCAGCAAAGAGUUUCCUCCAGGACAAUAUAGAGAGCCUGAAAUCAAGUAAACUACCAGAAACCCCUGAGGAAGCAAGUACUCUUUUGCAGCAGUAUAGGCACUUAAUGAAGAAUGUUCUGGAAGAUACAAGAUUAGUGAGACUGCAGCUUGAAGGAGGAGCAAUCCUGGCCAGACUGAGAAGAGAGGAAUCUCAUGUCACAGGAACUGUAGUCUACAGAGAAACAAUGGAAACUGUCACAGAAUUAUAUAACAAAGUGGAUGAGGGAAUCCAUGAGCUGGUUAUGUUAUCUAAUAAAUGUAUUCAGGAACUAGAGUUUUUGAAAGAAUUCAAAACACAUGAAAGAGAGUUUAAGGAGGUGAGUAGUUGGAUAGAGCAAGUUGGAGAAAAGCAACUGGAGAGAUGUAACGAAUUGGAGGAUUCACUGGAUUCAUUGCAAAGGACACAGGGAGAGUUCAAGAGCUUUUGCAAUGUUGCUUAUGAGUAUUGCAGAAAAGGCAGAGAACUUUUGAAGAAGCUGGAACAGUGGCAAGACUUCAAGUCACCAGCAUUGCAUGUUUUUGAAGAAAAGUUACAGACAUACAGAAAACAGUAUGAUGAAUUUGUGAAGAACCUGGAUGAAUGCAGACUAAAGAUUGACAGUACUUUAAAAUUGCACAAAUUCUUUGACAAGGCUUAUGAGUGGGCCCUAGAAGGUAUGCGACACCUUGCGUGCAUCAGCAUGGAUGACUGCAGUUCCCCAGAAUGCUGUGGGUCAGUUGUGAAAUACCUGGACAAUCAUCAUCGUCAGCAUCCUGAAAUUCCAGAUGUUGAGUUUCAAGAAAUGAAAGAUUUGGCAUGUGAAUUAAAAAGUGAGAAAGGAAUUAAACAGUGGAAAUUUGCUUGGUCCAAAUGUCAAGAGACAAAGCUUAUCUUUGAAAAGAAGCUGGAGACUGCAUUGCGAACAAGGACGUCAUUGCCAUCAGACCAUAGACUUUCUGAUAUUAACAUUAUAAAGAAUGAAAUUAUUAACUUAGGACAAAGGAGACAUUCAGGUGGAAUGGAGCAAAGAUUACAGUGUGAAAGGGGUAUUGCAGGAUCCAGCAGUGGUAGUUGUUUACUCAACAGGUCAGCGCAUGGUGGAAUGUGGCAGAGAGAAAAAAACUCAUCACAAUCUUCAGGCAUUUGUUACAGAAAUAUAAAACAUAAGGAUGUUUUUAUACCAGAAUCUGUUCUUGGCAAAAACUCUAGCCCAGGUUUCCAAGGCUUUGAUCAAACAGGAGUAGGGAGAACUUGCACUCCAGCUCGUACAUCAACACCAGAUGCUUGUAGACAGUUGCAUAAUAUCUCUAAUGAAGCCUACUAUUGCAGUAAUGUUGACUCUUCUUGCAUAGAGUCUAGAUGUCUCUCAACACCAGAUCCCCAGAAUCAACAUCUGAAAAAACUAUUACGGAAAGCGCAGAGUUUUGACUGUUCACCCAGUGAUACCCACAGGUAUCAUUCAUGUCAAAGAGCUUACAGUGAACCUGCAAGGCGUGGAAACACAGGGGUAUUCAUUAAAGGACUAGAAGUGAGCAGCACUGAACUUAAUGAUAGACCUUAUACCCCCAAACAGCAAGCUUUAUUUGGUUGGACUGGAAAUCAGACAGAAAGUCACAGAAGCCAUUAUGCCUUACGAGAUACAAAGUCUAAGGGCAGUAAACUGAGACACAUUAUUGAUGAAAUGGUGACAACAGAACGCGAAUAUGUGAAAUCUCUCCGGUACAUCAUUGAUAAUUACUACCCAGAAAUGGAACGUUUUGACGUUCCUCAAGAUCUUCGAGGAAAACGCAAUGUUAUUUUUGGAAACUUGGAGAAGCUUUACAGCUUCCACAGCCAAUAUUUCCUGAAGGAACUGGAAAGUUGUGUUAACCACCCAUUACGUGCCAGCCACUGCUUCCUCAGACACCAUGACCAGUUUGGCAUGUAUGCACUGUACAGCAAGAACAAGCCCAAAUCUGAUGCUCUGCUAGCCAGCCAUGGAAACAUAUUUUUCAAGCACAAGCAACUACAGCUGGGUGAUAAAAUGAAUCUUGCUUCUUACCUGUUGAAACCAAUUCAACGGAUGAGCAAAUAUGCCCUGUUAUUGAAAGACUUGAUCAAAGAAUGCAGUGAAAUUCAGGAGCAAGAGCUUAACUACCUCAGAGCAGCAGAAGAGAUGGUUAAAUUUCAGCUUCAACAUGGUAAUGACUUGCUGGCUAUGGAUGCUAUUAGGAAUUGUGAUGUGAACUUGAAGGAGCAAGGUCAAUUGGUUCGUCAAGAUGAGUUCAUUAUCUGGUUUGGGCGCAAGAAAUACCAGCGACAUGUUUUUCUGUUUGAAGACCUCAUUCUUUUCAGCAAACCCAAGCGGAUUGAUGGUGGAUUUGAUGUCUAUAUCUACAAACAUUCCUUUAAAACAGCUGAUAUAGGCUUAACAGAAACUAGUGGUGAAAGCGGUGUACGUUUUGAAAUCUGGUUUCGUCGACGGAAAUCCAAUGAUACGUAUGUUCUUCAGGCGAGUUCAGAAGAAGUAAAACAGGCCUGGACAAAAGAUAUUUCAAGCAUCUUAUGGCAGCAAGCGACCAGAAAUAAAGAAGUACGAAUGCAGGAAAUGGUGUCUAUGGGAAUUGGUAACAAACCAUUCUUGGAUAUCAAACCAAGUGAGGCUGCAAUCAAUGAUCGAGCCAUCGAUUAUUUUAUGAAGGGCAGAGGAGCACGAACCAGAGCUUCAAUUGCAGUCUCCUUAUUCGACCACACAAAUCCAUUUAGAAGGACAAAGAAUGUUUCAAGUAACGGCAGUCCCUCAGCAGGUUGUCCAUCCUCGUCCUCACUUUUGGGGCCACUGAAUCUCCAUAUGUACACUAACCAGGCAUUGCUCUCAGGGGUGAACACUGCAUUGACCAACGAACGACCAUUUGAUGUCAACACUUGCAUUGAGGAGGAUGAACUGGAACAUGAAACAAGCAGCCAACCCUCCAUGACAACUGAAAGCUCAGAAUCUUCUUUUCACUGUAUGUCUGGCAGUGGCUCUAGUGGAUCUGAUAGUGGCUGUGUCUCCAGUCUACUUCCUGAAAACCUGUCUGAAGAUACUGGAUCUCCUUCUGAUAUAUCAGCCUCAUAUUCUUUCCCAGGAUCCAAACACAGUUCUAGUACCAUCACUCCACUGGAAGACAAACCUCGUUUCUCUAACAGCCAGUAUAUUUCAGCGAAAUCAGAUCAAAUUACCAUAAACCCAUCUACAAUGGUGUAAGCAUAGCUGUGCUUUCUGUCCUGCCUUGUCUAAGUUUGACACAUCUUUGGUAUUCUGCAUGUUAUGUGAAGACACGUGUAACCCUUAAAGAGCCAUUGAAGAGUAGAACCAUCAGCUUUCCACAUACUUUGCACAUAACACCAAAACAGAAUGUGAUGUGGUACUUACUAGAAAUUUUUUGUGCCGUGAUCGUAUUUGGAAGUCUAUGUGGCUGAGCAGCUUUGACCAUUGGACAUUGAAAUCUAUUUUUCCUUGCAGUUCAUAUAUUUAGCCAAUUAUAUGACAUUGCUAUUAGCUAAUGAGUUAAUAACAUUUGCCCAAACUGUAAAUAUUAGUUACCAUUUCCUUGCAGAUCUUGUGUUUUUUUGAUCAAACUUUUGAACAAUUUACAUAGGCAUUGAUUGUUAGCUAUUUCUAGUGCGUUGGGGUACUUGAUUAAAAUUGUUGAAAAAGGGUUCCUUUCACAAAAUAAAACAUUAAUUGCCACAUUGGCUAAGGGUAGCCUAUUGACAAGAUGAUUUGGUGAGACUAACGAGAUACUGAAGACAGAGGAGUUUUGCAGUUCCUGUUUGACAGUUAAAUGUAGUGCAUUUAUUUCACUAAAUAUUUGUUUCUGUAAAUAAUAUAUUUGGCACAAGUGGUGCUGGGUUUAUUUUGGGUAAGAAAAAUAAAUUUAAUUUUUUUCUGAUACUACUUAAUUAAAUAGGGAAAUCACUUAAGUGCCGUUGAUAAUUUCAUGCAGUGAGAGAAAAGUUUGCAUUUGCUGUCAUGUUGUUUAAUUUGCUUCUAUAC
This is a messenger RNA of Rhincodon typus (whale shark), 7546 nucleotides long. It is a transcript of the gene plekhg4, whose product is annotated as pleckstrin homology domain containing, family G (with RhoGef domain) member 4. Bases 77 to 6754 code for a protein of 2225 amino acids. The record is from RefSeq and is a predicted model, not a curated record. Gene Ontology annotation, molecular function: guanyl-nucleotide exchange factor activity. NCBI's taxonomy places the organism in Eukaryota, Metazoa, Chordata, Chondrichthyes, Orectolobiformes, Rhincodontidae. The transcript has 24 exons.